Delphinapterus leucas (beluga whale) is the source of this 4900-nucleotide messenger RNA. It is a transcript of the gene GEMIN4, whose product is annotated as gem nuclear organelle associated protein 4. Gene Ontology annotation, cellular component: SMN complex. Gene Ontology annotation, biological process: rRNA processing; spliceosomal snRNP assembly. The record is from RefSeq and is a predicted model, not a curated record. Lineage: Eukaryota; Metazoa; Chordata; Mammalia; Artiodactyla; Monodontidae.
CAAGCUGUUACAACCAACCUGUAAGACUCAUUAUUUAAAGUCGUUGCCAGGUUCAAACUAUAGGGAAGAAACUGAUGAGAUUGGAAAGGAUUGACUCAGAAGAUAUCUGUUCCUGUACAAUAUACAUGAAAUUACUUGUAAAUCAUAGCCUCUGCUGUUCUCCCUUGCUGGCAGGGUAGGGUAUGGAAAUUUCAGAGUGAGUUUCAGCUCACCUUCUGAUAGGGCUAUCUUAACCUUCACUGAGAGGAAAAUAUUAUUUCCCAGCUCCACAGCACUUUUCAUUCCACUUAAAUUCUCUAUCUUAGGGAAGCAAUUGUGAGUUUCAAAGCAAAUCAAGCUAUGUUCCUCCUGUUGACAGUUGGUUCACUUUUUUUUUUCCUAUGCAUGGGGAAAUUAUUAUAUGAAUUUUGAAUAAUCAAGUAAAUGCCUCUGUCUUCUUUAGACUAUGAUUUGUUAAUUCUCAGAUUUUCUAAUUAAUUAAUAAUUAGAUUAUUAAUUCUUGAUGUUUAUCUCUGGUAAUACUGUUCUCCUGAAAAGAAACUAUACUUCUCCCAGUGUAUUAGGCUGUUGUGAUGUGGCCUUUCUUUUUUUUUGGCUGCGCUGCACAGCAUGUGGGAUCUUAGUUCCCUGACCGGGGAUCGAACACACACCCCCUGCAUUGCAAGGUGGAGUCUUAACCACUGGACUGCCAGGGAAGUCCCUGAUGUGGCCUUCUAAGUUUGUUAUAGUAAAAUAAGUGGUUUAUGUAAGUACUAAACACAUGGCAGAUUCCUCUUUAUCUGUUUAUCUUAUGUUGUAACAUACCCCCAAUUUUUUCUCUUAAAUGUACAGCUAUGCAUGAGAGAACUGAAUGCUGUUUAUCUACCUGGGACAUUUUAGCUUCAUGAUAUCAGCCUCCUUUUAUUUCUCUCAUUGCCUGUCAUUUUUCCUUUGUUGCAGUCUUUAAUAUUUUAUUCAUCCUAAAACCAUUUACUGUACCACUUUGGCCUUUUAUCAAGCAAUCCAAAAGUUUACCUCUGCACAGGGCAGCUAGUAAUUUUAAACCAAAAGUUACUACUUUCCCAUCUAUGGGAAUGGUAUAAUCAGCUACAAAACAAGGUUUAAAGAUAGUUUUGCCCAAGCUGGUGUUUUUAAACAGAUGAAGUUGGGAAGUUCCUCAGUUUCUCCAGAGUUGUGUUUUCAGAGUAGUCAUUUUAUUUUUCGACUUGAGGGGUUGUGGUCCUAGCAUAUUAAGUUGAAGUUCAAAUAUCUCUUGAGUUUAAAUCCAGAGAGAUUUAGAAUGGCUGUGUUGUGGAGUUCUCCUAGGUUAGCCUGUAAAGUUAGUAUGAAAUCCAUGUGUGUCUGACGUCUGAAUGGAAUUAGCAAAGCCAGGGACAUUUAGUGCUCCUUAAUAUGACUUUCUGCCCAUCUCACCUGUCCCACAAUGUCCUUGUGAGUCGGAGAGUUUCCAGGAGGACUCCCCGUCGGCCACUGAAAUUUAUGAUAAGAGUUGAUGGGAAGAGACCCGCUGCGGGGGAGGAAGCCUCUCAGGGAGUGGACCUUUGAAUAUCUGUGAAGAAAUGACUGUUCUGCAUGGGGGCUUCUUGCUGGCCGAGCAGCUGUUCCGCCCCAAAACACUGGCAGAAUUGACCAAGUCUGACUGGGAGCAUGUUGGGCGGCCGAUUGUGGAGGCUCUGAGGGAGAUCUCCUCUGCCACGGCCUGCUCCCAGCCCUUCGCCUGGAAGAAGAAAGCUCUGAUUAUCAUCUGGGCCAAGGCUCUGCAGCCCUACCCUGUCACGCCUUCUGACACUGAAACCCUGUGGCAGGAAGAUGUGUUCUUCUCCGUGGGCAACAUGAUCCCCGCCAUCAAUCACACGGUCCUCUUUGAGCUGCUUAAGUCCCUGGAAGCUUCUGGACUCUUUAUCCAGCUCCUGAUGGCCUUGCCCGCUACUGUCUGCCGUGCAGAACUAGAGCGCUUUUUGGAGCACAUGACUAUCAACACUUCUUCGAAGGAUGUGGCCUUCUUCCUCGACGUUUGGUGGGAAAUGAUGAAGCACAAGGGCAAUCAGCAGGACCCCCUGCUCUCCCAGUUCCGGACAGUGGCCCAUAAGUACCUGUCCUCUUCAGAUGAGUUCUCCCACCCUCCAAAGAGGUUUAAGUCCGACCCGGAUGUGUGUCCUACCAUGCCCCUGCUGGGCAUGCUGCUCACUGGGCUGAAGCAAAUCCAGGAUAGGAUCCUGUGCCCCGGGAUGAAGUGUUGUGCCUUGGCCAACUUGGCUGACAUGCUGACCGUGUUUGCACUGAUGGAGGACAACCCCCAGGAAGUGUCUGCCACUGUGUAUCUAGACAAACUGGCCACGGUGAUCUCCAUGUGGAACACGGACACCCAGAACCCAUAUCACCAGCAUGCACUGGCAGAGAAGGUGAAGGAGGCAGAGAGGGACAUCAGCCUGACCUCACUGGCCAGGCUGCCGAGCGAGACGAUCCUCAUGGGGUUCGAGUUUCUGCGCAGCCUGCUGCGGGAGUGGUGGGAGGAGCUGCGGGCCACGCUCGGUGGCAGCCAGGGGACGAGCUACAGCAGCUACCGGCUGUGCGACAGCCUGACCUCCUUCAGCCAGAACCUGAAGCUCUACCUGGACGCCGCUAGCCUGUCCAAGGAAGAGAGGCAGGUGGCCUCUGAGCUGGCGGAGUGCGUGGGUGACUUCCUGAAGGACACGAACAGGGUGCUGAAGAACAAGGGCUUCGAGAAGGACAUCACUGCCUCCAUCGUCAUGGCCAUCAUCGAGCAGAAGUUGGACCGGCACAUGGAAAUGUGCUACAUUUUCGCUUCUGAGAGGAAGUGGGCCUUCUCGGAUGAGUGGCUGGCCUGCCUGGCCAGCAGCCGGGCUGUCUUCCAGGAGCCCGGCCUGGUGUUAGAGCUGCUGGAAGCAGUGGUGGACGUCAGCGCGGCAGACGGGGCUGUCCCCAGACCCCAGAUCAAACAGGUCAUCGACUUGAUCCUGGAGUGUCAUGCACACCUCUCACUGCCAGAUAAAAAUAAAGUCCUCUCGGGCGUCCUGCUCUCCUGGGGGCGCAAGGGCCUCUCUGAGAGGUUGUUGGGUCACUUGGAGGGGUUUCAGGAAGACCUCAACACGACUUUUAACCAGCUCACGCAGAGCGCUUCUGAACAGGGCUUGGCUAACGCCAUCGCUUCUGUGGCCCGCCUAGUCAUUCUGCACCCGGAGAUCACGGUGAAGAAAGUGUGCAGCAUGGCCGUGGUCAACCUUGGCACCCACAGGUUCCUGGCUCAGAUUCUCACCGCCUUCCCCGCCCUCAGGUUCGCAGAAGAGCAGGGUCCAAAUCCCUCCACGACGAUCGUGGUGUCCUGCCUCAAAGAAACAGUCUGGACGAAGUUCUCUACACCCAGGGAAGAGAAGCAGUUUCUGGAGUUCCUGAGAUGCCUGGUGAAUCCUGUGAAGCCCCAAGGGAUUCCAGUUGCUGCUCUUCUCAAGCCAGAUGAGGUGCUAAAGGAAUUCGUCCUGCCUUUCCUGACGCUCGACGUCAAAGAGGUGGACCUCAGUCUGAGGAUCUUCAUCCAGACUCUGGAAGCAAACACAUGUCUAGAGGAAUACUGGCUGCAGACCUGCUCUCCGUUCCCACUCAUCUUCAGCCUGUGCCAGCUCCUGAAUGGCUUCAGCAGAUACUGGCAGCUCCCCAAGGAGAAGCGCUGCCUCCCCCUGGACGGGAAGGACCUGGUGAUCCACAUCCUGGAGCUCCUCUGUGAGGUGGUGUCGGCUAACGCCGAGACCUUCUGCCCGGACACCUGGGUCAAGUCCCUGUCCUGGCUCCACUGGAAGCUGGAGCAGCUGGACUGGACUGUGGGCCUGAGACUGAAGAGCUUCUUUGAGGGCCACUUCAAGUGUGAGGUGCCAGCCACGCUCUUUGAGAUCUGUAAGCUUUCUGAGGACAAGUGGACCUGCCAGGCCCACCCCAGGUAUGGGCCCGGCACAGGCCUCCUGGCCUGGAUGGAGUGCUCCUGCAUCUCCAGCAGCAUCUCUGAGCAGAUGCUCGCCCUGCUGGUGGUGGAUGUGGGCAACCCUGAGGAGGUCAGGUUGUUCAGCAAGGGCUUCCUGGUGGCCCUGGUGCAGGUCAUGCCGUGGUGCAGCCCCCAGGAGUGGCAGUGCCUUCACCAGCUGACCAGGAGACUGUUGGAGAAGCAGCUCCUGCAUGUCCCCUACAGCCUGGAGUAUAUUCAGUUUGUCCCUCUUCUCAACCUGAAGCCCUUUGCCCAGGAGCUCCAACUCUCCGUGCUCUUGCUGAGGGCUUUCCAGUUUCUCUGCAGCCAGAGUUGCCAUAACUGGCUCCCUGUGGAAGGCUGGAGCCAUGUGGUCAAGCUCCUGUGCAACAGCCUGACCGACCUCCUGGACUCUGUUCGGUUGAUACAGUCAGUUGGCCCUUGGGCCCAAGGACAAGAGCAGGACCUGACCCAGGAAACCCUGUUUUUUUACACCCAGGUGUUCUGUCACGUUCUGCACAUCAUGGCCAUGCUCCACCAGGAGGUGUGUGAACCACUGUAUGUUUUGGCCUUGGAGAUCCUCACCUGCUACGAAACCCUGAGCAAGACCAACCCUUCUGUCAGCUCCUUGCUCCAGAAAGUAAACGAGCAGCACUUCUUAAAGUCCAUCGCCGAGAACAUUAGCCCCGAGGAGCGGCGCCAAACCCUCCUGCAGAAGAUCAGCAACUUCUGACCUUCGUGGGUCAGAAAACAGCUGGGCCUCAACUUGGCCAGGUCUACGGGGGCUACAGCUGAAAAACACAAAUUUUUCGGUUAUGUGAAAUUGUACACAAGCCCAAAAAUCUGACGACAUUGUAAAGAAAAUAGUUUCUUAGGUAUUUGUAACAUACAAAUUGUAAUAAAAUUCUCUUUUGAGUUCUGUCUUGC